AGUCUCUCCUCGAGCAGCUAUCCAUGUCGUUCUAGUCCGCACCGGAAGCGCCAAGCAGGUGGUGAAGUGAAAAUCUAUCAUGGGCCCCAAGACCUUGAACACAAAGAGGUCAGGGUUCCGGCCGGAGCUGAUCAUUCUCCUCCUCCUUGUCGUCGCCGUCCCCCUGAUAGGAUGGCAGAUCUACAGGAAGAUCACGUUCAAGUUCGAGGAGCUGAUGACGGCCCUCACCUCGCACCCCUGCGCCUACGUCCACCGGGACAAGACCGAGUUUGACCUGUCCAAGUUAUCGAAGACGAGGUCCACGUGCAGCUCCUCCGACGCGUCCAGCUGCCUGGACUACCACCUGAGAAGACAGGACUCGGACUUCUACUUCAACGUCUGCAACAACGCCAUGCGCAAGCCGUCCCAGUGCAACGACCUCUUCGGGCGCCAGAACGUCCAGAACGCAAUCGGGUACCAGGUGGGGGAUGGCGUCUGCUACUACAUGGGCCAGCUCAGGACAGGCAGGUGGAGCCUCCUCGACCAGCGGCACCCUGAGGUUGGGCUGAGGCUGCUGUACACGGGAGGGAGCCGAUGCGGAAGGAACAGAGAAAGAUCCACGGAGUUUCACUUUGAGUGCAACAGGAAGGCGGCCAAGGGAGGACCUGUGGCCAUCUUUGGAGACUGCGAGUUUGUGGUGACGUGGGAAACAGAGCUGGCGUGCCCGAUCCGUCAGAUCACUCUCCUUCACUUCCUCCUCCUCCUCAUCGUCGUCGUCAUCCUCUACCUCGCCGUGGGCUUCUGCAUCAAUGUGCGCUACCGCGGGGCCAUCCCCGACUACGACGCCAUUCCCAACAUCCAACAGAUCCGAUGGCUUGGAGCUGUCAUUCUUGCCGUAUCAGCCAAGGUCUUGGAGAUCAUCGGGGAUUAUCUCCCGUGGGCCCGACGGGCUGUCGGUUGGCUCUCGGACAAGGUCGGCCUGGGCUAUGACCUCAUAGCUGAGAGGAUGGGUGGGAGAGGAGCGGGCGAGCAGCGCAAGUCAGCGGGGCAGCGCAGGACCACGGGGAUACUCGACCGAGAGGGCUACGACCAGCUUUGAACCCUCAACUAUCUGAAUGAUCAGCACAGCGGGCAGGCAGGGGGCAGCAUCAAAGUAGUAGAGGGCAUGCCGGUCUGCCUGGUCCGCUUCCUUCUCGUUCUUUAGUCUGCCCCAGGGCACCAGGCGAGAGCUCGAGGGUUUGUAAAUUCAUUUGAUCUCAGUAACUCUUGGAAUGAAAGAAUACAAUAACACUUGAUUGACACUUGAUUUAGAGGAGCAGGAUGACUCUGUUCGACUUGUCCUGUUCAUCCUUGCUGCCACAGAUCGAUAACCUCUGCAAGAAUUGUAUGGCCAACUGGCGAUGCUCCUGCGAGCCUGAGGUACCUCAGUUCGGCUCCGAGUCCACGGCUGACCAGGCCUGGCUCAUGGACCACGGGCUCAGGCUGCCCGACCCCUGGAAGGACUGACCUCCAUGGCCGAUGCCGCGAAGCAUGCCUCCUUGGUCAGUAUCCUUGCUGGGAGACAUUUUGUUUCUUCCCACGGGCAUCAUUCUUGCUUGCUGCUGCAGACUGUUCAUGUUCAUGCUGAAGGUAGCAGCAUCUUCGCUCGGAUGGUUGUAUCCAGCAUCUGCGAUCUCGUCGUCCAGGGGAGUGAACUCGGUACCACCAUCAAGACCAUCAUGACCAGCGGUCGAUCCCAUGUGGCC
Messenger RNA from Guillardia theta CCMP2712, 1724 nucleotides. RefSeq lists its product as hypothetical. Bases 80 to 1078 code for a protein of 332 amino acids. The record is from RefSeq and is a predicted model, not a curated record. NCBI's taxonomy places the organism in Eukaryota, Cryptophyceae, Pyrenomonadales, Geminigeraceae. The transcript has 10 exons.